Molecule: messenger RNA, 1521 nt
Organism: Ylistrum balloti
Lineage: Eukaryota; Metazoa; Mollusca; Bivalvia; Pectinida; Pectinidae
Product: E3 ubiquitin-protein ligase TRIM62-like
Exons: 1
Coding region: 1-1521 (506 amino acids)
Biological process (GO): positive regulation of DNA-templated transcription
Cellular component (GO): chromatin; nucleoplasm
Molecular function (GO): ubiquitin-protein transferase activity; zinc ion binding
Source: RefSeq, a predicted model, not a curated record
AUGGCAACUGCUAUUACAAAGACAGCUGAGGAACAGAUUACGUGUACGAUUUGUCUGGAAAUCUUCAAGGAACCGAAAGCAUUACCAUGUUUGCAUACGUUUUGUAAGAAGUGUAUAAGUAAUUACAUCAUCGAGAAAUAUUCCCAGAACCGGACCGGAAGCGGAUAUGACUGUCCAAUCUGUCGACGUCAUGUCUCUGUCCCCAAACGUUUAAAACAAAACCCGAAAGCAUGGGUAGAUCAGCUUGUGCAUAACCACACGGUUAGUACAAUGAUUGAUGCCUAUAACACAACUGGUGGAAAAUCUAUGGAACCCUGUCCAGACCAUCCUAAACAGGAGCUGAAAUUUGUAUGUGUUGAUCAUAACAAGCUCAUAUGUUCCUUAUGUUUCCCAAAACAUCGACGUUGCAAUAAAAUCAAUUCUCGUGAAGAAGCGUUUGGAGAUGAUCAUAGAGCGAGAUCAACUGAUGCAUCGAAAUAUGAGUCCUAUAAACAAGACAUGGAUCUUCUCGUCGAGCAAUGCAACUUACUGGAACAGGUCGCGCAAAAAGAAAGCAACACAACGGAACCUAUGGGUAAAUUAGAUGAACAGCUUCGAGCAAAAGUAACAUCAAUGAAGAAGGCUAUCAAUGAACUGAUAAACCAAUACAAAGAUAUAGAGAUGAAUUCAACAAAGAGGGGAACAACACAAGCCUUGGAUCAAACAAACAUCUUACAAGAGGAUGACACACAAGUACAUACAAUCAAACUUCCAUUUCAAGGAAAGGCAUCCUGGAUAACGGGGAUAGGGAUUCUUCCAUCAGGAAAACUGCUUCUUGUUGACCAUACGAAUAGAGCUCUAUCCGUAUUUAGCGCCUCCUUCAACUGCUUGUGUGUAACAAGAACCAAUGUGGCACCAUAUGACUUGGUAUCGAUUUCAAUGUCACACGAUCAAGUGAUGUUAUCUAUCCCGGACACGCGGGAGCUCAUGAGGUGUGACGUAUUACAGGAUGGCUCCGUUCUUCUCGGUCAAAAACUGAAGACCAAUAUCGCUUGUAAGGCGCUUACGUCUGAUGGACGAUAUGUGGCUGUGUGCUCCGAUUCCGAGUUGCAGGUUUUUGAAACUGAUGAAGGGAUGUGGAUGAUUAUUUUAGAGGAAUCUUAUGAAACAACAAAAUUUACGUACAUCGCCAUGAUAUCAUUAGAGAGGAGAGUUUUCAUCACGGAUCAAACUAAUGGCGAUCCGCAUAUCAUGUGCUUAGACUUCGAUGGACAAACGCUGUGGAAAGUUACUGACGAACGAUUUCAAUAUUGCACAGGAAUUUGUGUCACUGGUACACAGCUUAUGUUGGCUUCAUGGGAAUCAGGAAAAAUGUUCACUUUGUCAUUUAACGGAAACAAUUUGAAAAUGUCCAAUAUUGCAGCGAGGAAUCCAUGGAAGAUUUAUGUAUCUGCAAGACAAAACACGGUUUGCGUUUCCCAGCAUAAAGAUGUGUUAUCUGAAGAGGACAAGCGAACAGUUAAAGUGUUCCAAAAGAUUUAA